AUGACUAAACCUGAGUCAAAGUGUCGUCUCCUGUCUGUCUGCUCCUCUGUCUGUCUGCUCCUCAGUCUGCUCCUCAGUCUGCUCCUCUGUCUGUCUGCUCCUCUGUCUGUCCUCUGUCUGUCUGCUCCUCUGUCAGUCUGCUCCUCUGUCUGUCUGCUCCUCUGUCUGUCUGCUCCUCUGUCUGUCUGCUCCUCUGUCUGUCUGCUCCUCUGUCUGUCUGCUCCUCAGUCUGCUCCUCUGUCUGUCUGCUCCUCUGUCAGUCUGCUCCUCUGUCUGUCUGCUCCUCUGUCUGUCUGCUCCUCUGUCUGUCUGCUCCUCUGUCUGUCUGCUCCUCUGUCAGUCUGCUCCUCUGUCUGUCUGCUCCUCUGUCUGUCUGCUCCUCUGUCUGUCGCUCCUCUGUCUGUCUGCUCCUCAGUCUGCUCCUCUGUCUGUCUGCUCCUCAGUCUGCUCCUCAGUCUGCUCCUCAGUCUGUCUGCUCCUCAGUCUGUCUGCUCCUCUGUCUGCUCCUCUGUCUGCUCCUCAGUCUGCUCCUCAGUCUGCUCCUCUGUCUGUCUGCUCCUCUGUCUGUCUGCUCCUCUGUCUGUCUGCUCCUCAGUCUGCUCCUCAGCUGUCUGCUCCUCAGUCUGUCUGCUCCUCUGUCUGUCUGCUCCUCUGUCUGUCUGCUCCUCAGUCUGCUCCUCAGCCUGCUCCUCAGUCUGCUCCUCAGUCUGUCUGCUCCUCAGUCUGUCUGCUCCUCUGUCUGUCUGCUCCUCUGUCUGUCUGCUCCUCAGUCUGCUCCUCAGUCUGUCUGCUCCUCAGUCUGUCUGCUCCUCUCUCUGCUCCUCUGUCAGCACCUCUGUCUGCUCCUCUGUCUGUCUGCUCCUCUCUCUGAUCAUCUGUCUGCUCCUCUGUCUGUCUGCUCCUCUCUCUGAUCAUUUGUCUGCUCCUCUGUCUGCUCCUCUGUCUGCUCCUCUGUCUGUGCCUCUCUCUGCUCCUCUGUCUGAUUAG
Messenger RNA from Knipowitschia caucasica, 987 nucleotides. Lineage: Eukaryota; Metazoa; Chordata; Actinopteri; Gobiiformes; Gobiidae. The record is from the annotation of a GenBank genome assembly.